Messenger RNA from Trichosporon asahii var. asahii CBS 2479, 852 nucleotides. RefSeq lists its product as uncharacterized. Bases 1 to 852 code for a protein of 283 amino acids. Gene Ontology annotation, molecular function: fatty acyl-CoA hydrolase activity. NCBI's taxonomy places the organism in Eukaryota, Fungi, Basidiomycota, Tremellomycetes, Trichosporonales, Trichosporonaceae. The record is from RefSeq and is a predicted model, not a curated record. The transcript has 4 exons.
AUGCUCGGCCUCACGACCCGUGCCGCUCGCACUCUGCGCCCGCAGGUCUCGAACGCUGCACGCGCCUUCUCCGCCGGAGCCGUGCAGCGCGACGAAAAACUGAACGACCUCCUCGCCAAAUUCUCGGACCCCAAGUCACCCUACUACCUCGCCAAGGGCGAGGUCGGUCCCGCGUCGCCGGAUGACACGACAACAGCGCGCCCACUUCCUGGUCAGGAGGGCGUGCAGUACGAAAGGCCUCGCGAUGUGAUGGAGAACACUGGAGGCAGUUCAGAGCUGACGGCUAGCGUACCGACGAGCAAGGACAAGAUCCCGCUGCCGCCGCACGUCAACCCGGACUACGACCGGGCACGCGCGACGGGUCAGGAGUGGUUCGACUCGAACGGAUUCGACGACGAAGGCCGUAUCGAGUGGCCAUGCGCUUGGGGCGAGAGCGACAUGUACCGACACAUUAACAACGUGACGUACGCGCGCUACAUCGAGUCGGCGCGUAUGCGCUGGGUCGAGACGCUCGAGAGCGACCUGGGCAAGGAGGCGAAGGACGACCUGGUCGCCGGCCGCGGUCUCGGCAUCAUUUUGAAGGAGCAGACGAUCCGCUUCAGGUAUCCCGUGACGUACCCCGACUCUGUGAGUGUCUUCCCUCCCUUCCUCAGCACCUCUUUCGGUCAUAUCGCUAUUUAUCUAGAGCGCGGCAGCUUCAAGCUCGCCUUUGCUGGUUGGUCCGUCAAGGCCAACCAGCUCGCUGUCACUGCCGACUCGACCUGCGUCAUGUACGACUACGAGAAGCUCAAGAAGGGCCACAUGCCGGACCAGUGGAAGGACAUGCUCAUGCGCCGCGGACAUCAGCUGUAG